Molecule: messenger RNA, 1542 nt
Organism: Prorocentrum cordatum
Lineage: Eukaryota; Dinophyceae; Prorocentrales; Prorocentraceae
Source: the annotation of a GenBank genome assembly
AUGGAAUGGCGGAGCGAAGCCUUGUCGACAGUGGUGUCGGCGGCGGUCACGGCGGCCCUCCGGGUGGCGCUGCCUCAGCCGUUGUCGCCGCCUCCAGGCGAGUGGCACGAGGCGGCGGCCGCACCAGUGCCGUCGGCGAGGCCGCGCCCGCGGGCGCUCCCCACGGAGUCCCCGCAGCCCAAGGCGAGGCCGCGGCCGAGCGGCACGCCACCUCGGGCCCACCUGGCGAUCGAGGACGCGGUGGAUGCUCCGGAGGCGGCGCGAAGGAACCGCUGGAUGCGGACGACAGCGCCGGAGGCGGCUGCUUCAGCGUCCCGCAGCUCGCCGGUGGCGACGGGGAUCGGCCUGGCGGAGGGCUUGGCGGGCCACAGCGAGGAGGCGCAAGUCAUGGUGUUCGCGGAGCGGAAGCAGCCGGGGAUUUCCGCUGGGGUCCCCCUUUCGGGGGCGACUGCAGCAUCUCUGGGCCUCAACAGCGAGGAGACCGACGAGGCCGACUGGGAGGAGCUGAAGCGCCCCCGAAGGCUGGUCAUGGCCUUCGACCUCGACGCCGGCGACGUCGAGGAGGCCUGGUUAUCGGACGAGUGGGCGCGCUGGUUUCACGACGCUGAUGAUGGUGCACACGUCGGCGGCGUGGAGGCGGCCCCUGGAGACAACGAACUCAAGGAGGAGCAGGAGAGCGAUAUCGUGAAGGACGAUGUGCUGGAAGACUUCGUCGAGCAGGGCGUGGAGGAGUUUUUCGAGGGGCUCGACGUGGCGAGCUCUUCAGACGGCCUCAACAAGUUCGGCGAUAAGAUCUACUUCAAGACGGGCCUCGACAAGCAGGUGCCCGAGAGCAUCGAGUCGGGGGACAACUUCGGGAGUGCGAUGGCGGCCUGCAGUCAUCACACCUACGUGGACGAGCGAGGGCGGGAAGACCAGCGGCCGAAUCCGCUGGAGGCAGCCUCAGCUCGCAGCAUCAAGGGCGAGGCCGACGGCUUUUUGCGCCCGCAGCCCGACGUCAAGGACGAGCGCGGCGAGGAGAAGCUCGAGGACCUCGUGAAAGUUUUGGAGGACGGCGACGGCGACUACAGCGGCGUCGAGUCCAAGUCUUUCGAGAAGAUUGUCGACUGGGAGGCCCUGCGCGAGGUCAACGCGGCCGCCUUCGGCAGGAAGGAGUUGGCACAAGGUCAGCGACUGGCGGCAGAUCGUCUCUGCGCUGACGUCGUGGUUCAAGGAGCUGCCGCGGCCACUGCCCCUGGCGGACGUCGGCGUCGCAAGCGCUACGUGGAGGUCGUGAUGGGCGUCGACGACGACAGCGACUCCAUGUUCCUGCCGGUGCCACGUUCGUAUGCGGACGUCGUGAAGACCAGCAUGGACAGCAACGAGUUUGAGGGCGUAAGGCUCAGGCUGGAGAGCAGCGGCCUCAGGCUGGGCGACGACAGCGUGAAGGCGCUCGUGAAGUACUUCAAGGACGGCGGCAACUGGGACACCUUCUUCCAGUGGGCCUAUGAGACGCGCGUGGGCGCGGACACGGAGCUGGUUGUGAAGACGAUGGAGCUCUGA